GAGAUCCACGUGACACAAUUAUUAUAAAGAUGGCAUUCAUUAAAGACGAGAGUGAAGACAUGAAGAUUGAAGAAACAUUCAGAGUGAAACAAGAAGAUACUGAGGAACAAACAGACAUGAAAGAAGAGAGUGAAGAACUGAAGAAAAAUGAAGAAAAAUAUCAACAUGAGGAUCAUCAUGAUUUCAUAACUGGAGUAAAAUCUUUUAGUUUUGAUGAACAUGGGAAACUUAAAGUUCACAUGACAAUUCACAAUGGCGAAAAACCUUACACAUGCCCACAGUGUGGAAAGAGUUUUAAUCUAAAAGGACACUUUGAAGAACACAUGAGAAUUCAUACAGGAGAGAGCCCUUACACCUGUCAACAGUGUGGAAACAAAUUUACUCAAAAAGGAAGCCUUAACAGGCACGUGAGAAUUCACACUGGAGAGAAGCCUUACACCUGCCAACAGUGUGGAAAGAGUUUCAGUCAACAUGGAAACCUUGCUGACCACAUGAAAGUUCACUCUGGAGAGAAGCCUUACACCUGCCAUCAGUGUGGAAAAAGUUUCAAUCGAAAAGGAAACCUUAAUUGCCACAUGAGAAUUCACACUAAAAAGAGCCUUUUCACCUGCCAACAGUGUGGAAUGAGUUUCACUGUAAAAGGAAGCCUUAACAGCCACAUGAAAAUUCACACUGGAGAAAAGCCUUACACAUGCCUUCAAUGUGGAAAGAGUUUUAAUCAACAUGAAAACCUUGAAGUCCACAUGAUGAGAGUUCAUUCUGAAGAGAAGCUUUACACGUGCCCUCAGUGUGAAAAGAGUUUCAAUCAAAAAGGACACUUUGAAGUCCACAUGAGAGCACACUCUGAAGAGAAGCUUUACACAUGCCCUCAGUGUGAAAAAAGUUUCAAUCAGAAAGGACACUUUGAAGACCACAUACGAAUUCACACUGGAGAGAGGCCUUUUACCUGCCAACAAUGUGGGAAAGGUUUCAACCGAAAAGGAAUCCUUAACAGGCACAUAAGAAUUCACACUGGAGAGAAGCCGUUUAUAUGUGGGCACUGUGGAAUGUGUUUCCAAUAUAAAGUAACCCUAAAGUACCACAUGAGGAUUCACUUAUGAGAGAACUGUUUUUUACUGUUUUAUAUUGUAUCAGUGUGAAAGGAGUUUCACAAACAGGAAACACAUUAGGAAUCAUUUAAUAACUCACACCGAAGAGAACCCUGUCAUGUUCCAUCACUGUGGAAAGGUGAACAAAGGAACAGAAAACAAAGGAAACCUUGAGGCUUUUUUCUAUUCCAAUUUCUAUUUUCUACUCAAGACUCGGAAUUACUCAGACUGUUAUAUGAUAUGGAGA
Messenger RNA from Rhinichthys klamathensis goyatoka, 1335 nucleotides. Its product is annotated as zinc finger protein 239-like. Bases 30 to 1100 code for a protein of 356 amino acids. Gene Ontology annotation, biological process: regulation of transcription by RNA polymerase II. The record is from RefSeq and is a predicted model, not a curated record. The transcript has 2 exons. Lineage: Eukaryota; Metazoa; Chordata; Actinopteri; Cypriniformes; Leuciscidae. Gene Ontology annotation, molecular function: RNA polymerase II transcription regulatory region sequence-specific DNA binding; DNA-binding transcription factor activity, RNA polymerase II-specific. Gene Ontology annotation, cellular component: nucleus.